AUGUUCCUUCCCAAAAGGCCUCCUCUACCCGGGCGGCGACCCCCCAUCUGCCGCCGGCAGGCUACCCAGCUGCGCGUGAAGCAACGUGACACUCGUCAGCCCGCACGGCCCGGUUCGGUAGGCGGCCAGCAUAAACGGCUCCAAAGCACAUGGGAGGAGCAUGGACGGCAGCGGAGGAAGGAAGUGUUCCGGACACAUUAA
Molecule: messenger RNA, 201 nt
Organism: Akanthomyces muscarius
Lineage: Eukaryota; Fungi; Ascomycota; Sordariomycetes; Hypocreales; Cordycipitaceae
Exons: 2
Coding region: 1-201 (66 amino acids)
Source: RefSeq, a predicted model, not a curated record